This is a messenger RNA of Exophiala bonariae, 1320 nucleotides long. It is a transcript of the gene ARP3, whose product is annotated as Arp2/3 complex subunit, actin nucleation center. NCBI's taxonomy places the organism in Eukaryota, Fungi, Ascomycota, Eurotiomycetes, Chaetothyriales, Herpotrichiellaceae. The coding region runs from base 1 to 1320 and encodes 439 amino acids. The transcript is spliced from 4 exons. Gene Ontology annotation, biological process: Arp2/3 complex-mediated actin nucleation. The record is from RefSeq and is a predicted model, not a curated record. Gene Ontology annotation, molecular function: actin filament binding. Gene Ontology annotation, cellular component: actin cortical patch; Arp2/3 protein complex.
AUGGCGUCCCAAACACCGGCCGUUGUCAUGGACAACGGAACCGGCUUCUCCAAACUCGGAUUCGCCGGAAACGAUGCUCCUUCAUGGGUGUUCCCCACUGCUAUCGCGACAAAAGGCCCUGCUGCCGGAGGUGGUGGAACGGGCUCUGGAAGACCUGCUGUUGCAAACAAGCCUUCUUAUUUGACUGGCGGAGCAGGUGCCAGUUCCAACUUGGCUGGAAAACGCGGGACAGAAGAUCUUGACUUUUUCAUCGGAGAUGAGGCCCUUGCUGCCGGCGCUGGCCCUGGCUAUGGUGUCCACUAUCCGAUCCGUCACGGUCAGAUUGAGAACUGGGAUCACAUGGAACGCUUCUGGUCCAACUCCAUCUUCAAAUACCUAAGAGUCGAGCCUGAAGAUCACUACUUCCUUCUCACUGAACCUCCUCUAAAUCCUCCAGAGAACCGAGAAAACACUGCCGAAAUCAUGUUCGAAUCGUUCAAUUGCGCCGGUCUUUACAUCGCCGUACAAGCCGUUCUGGCACUGGCAGCGUCUUGGACUUCCUCCAAAGUGACAGACAGAUCACUUACAGGAACAGUCAUUGAUUCUGGAGACGGUGUCACCCACGUUAUCCCGGUUGCUGAGGGUUACGUUAUUGGGUCGUCGAUCAAAAGCAUCCCAAUUGCUGGUCGAGACAUCACAUAUUUUGUUCAGAGUCUUCUACGAGAUCGAGGCGAACCAGACAGCAGUUUGAAAACAGCAGAAAAGGUCAAGGAAGAAUAUUGCUAUGUCUGCCCGGAUAUGGUCAAGGAAUUUGCCCGUUAUGACCGAGAGCCUGAUCGGUUCCUCAAGCACACUGUCACAGCCCCUAAUGGCAGAUCUGUCUCCAUUGACGUUGGCUACGAACGCUUCCUCGCACCUGAGAUCUUUUUCAAUCCAGAAAUAUACUCCUCCGACUUUUUGACCCCUCUACCAACAGUGGUGGAUGGCGUUAUUCAAUCCUCGCCAAUUGAUGUCCGUCGAGGGCUGUACAAGAAUAUUGUUCUAUCUGGUGGCUCGACUCUAUACAAAGACUUUGGCCGCAGAUUGCAGCGAGAUAUCCGACAUUUGGUGGAUGCACGUAUCAAGGCGUCUGAGACACGAAGUGGAGGAGCCCGGAGUGGUGGGUUAGAAGUCCAGGUCGUAACGCACAAACGACAAAGACAUGGACCGUGGUUCGGAGGCAGCUUGCUUGGACAGACCCCGGAGUUCCGGAGUUAUUGCCACACAAAAGCAGAGUACGAUGAGAUAGGCCCCAGUAUUGUCAGGAGGUUUGCCCUCCUUGGUGGACCUGGUAGCACUUAG